AUGUCUGAAGAGCUCACCAAGGUUGACUCGGCCAUCGCUGGCUUGACGAUAUCCCCCAAGGAUGAGAAAGCCCCCGACAAGGAGACCAAGAAGGGUCACAGACGUACCUCCUCCCAUGCAGAGGGCAUCUACAACAUCAAAGAACUGGAGGAGAAAAAGAUUGAAAUCACUCUUCCGAUUGAAACCCAAAAGACCGGAUGGAAGCUGAACACCUCACCGUCGACCGUCGAGGACAAAGAUAUGCUCAAGCUUUUCCUGAUCAACCCCCCGGUCAAGAAAAUUGAUCUGCACUUCCCGUUAGGGUUGGAAGUAACCGCUCGUAACAUGAAGGGCGUCACGAUAAAGGAUGCGCUGGACGCAAUCUACAAGCAGUUCAAGAAGAAGGCCGAUGAUGAAUUGGAUAAGCCUUACCUCGCUGGUUUCGAGUGGGACAAGGAGGAGUGCUGGACACGUCUCAUUGUUCACCAGACCAAGCAGGGCCCACCACAACAGCCCAGCAAGAAGUCCAAGAAGAAGAAGGCAGACGAGGCGUGA
This is a messenger RNA of Aspergillus sclerotioniger CBS 115572, 534 nucleotides long. RefSeq lists its product as uncharacterized. The record is from RefSeq and is a predicted model, not a curated record. The coding region runs from base 1 to 534 and encodes 177 amino acids. The transcript has 4 exons. Lineage: Eukaryota; Fungi; Ascomycota; Eurotiomycetes; Eurotiales; Aspergillaceae.